Molecule: messenger RNA, 1977 nt
Organism: Fusarium odoratissimum NRRL 54006
Lineage: Eukaryota; Fungi; Ascomycota; Sordariomycetes; Hypocreales; Nectriaceae
Exons: 2
Coding region: 365-1864 (499 amino acids)
Molecular function (GO): protein binding
Source: RefSeq, a predicted model, not a curated record
ACGAAACAUCCCGAUACAAAGAAGCUGUAACAUAAAAUAUUCCUCCCUUCGAUUUCCUUACAACCUAAAACGUUCAUUCGUAUUUCUUCCUCUCAUGACCUGAUCAGAAUCGAGCGGUUCCGUUCUAGAGUCGGCAUCUCCUGCGGCUGAACUCCGCUUAGCUGCAUUAACUCGACUUCCCCAUCAUCAUCACCGCUGAAGCUACAAGUCCAGACCGUCUAGACCAUCCACCCUCGACUCAUCAGCUCGCCACCCCUGCUUUGGACCCCGAUCUGAUAAACGUAAGGUAUAUUCGCAUUUUUAUCUGAUCAAACUCAUGAGAUAGGAACAGCGGUCUUUUACGUCUAUCUGAACACACCAAAAGAUGUACUGCGGAGAACCCCAGCCACCACUGUCCGAGCUAUCAUCAGAUCCAUACCCCGGGCCUCCUCUUCUUCUAAAUCUCCCUCCUGAACUCAUAGACAACAUUCUUUCUCAUCUUUCACCUUACGAUCUCUCCGCCAUAUCCGCAACAUGUCGAGAUCUGCAUAAGCACGCUCUCUCAGAUGUCCUCUGGUACCCACUAGUUCAAGAAAACGUCCCAGGCGUCACUCUCACAAGCCCCCGGCCCUGCAACAGCUAUCAUGAGCUUUACGUCGCCCACGAUCGUCUUUGGUUCCUCCCCAGACAAAAAAUCUGGUUCUGCGAUAGGGAUCUCACUGGAAGACUUAUGAUCGUUCGCUAUGAUCCUCGGCGUGGUUGCAUCGAGGGCUAUCAAUUACUCGCGAGUAGAGACAGGCAAAUACAGCAAAGUUUCCUCGGACAAGGCGACGUUUUGAUCAAUGAAUUUGAUCCUAAAGUCAAACUUCAUCUUGAUAAGCCCAUGCUACAGUUUCGCGUGGGGGAACGAGCUCCGGAGGAAUUUCUGAGUCGACCUGGUGCCAAUCGCUUCGCUGAUGAGAUGCCCGUGACUCUUGAUGACAGAAUCGACGCUCUAUUUAGCAAUUUCAUGCUAACAUGCGAGCUCGAUCAAGAAGAAGCCCAAGAAAACCUCACCUCACAUUUCCCAUACGGUAACAUCUGGCCACCGCCUCACAUCCCUUCAGACCACCAUGUCUCGGGUAGCAGCACACAAGUAACAUCGGAGGGCAUCUUCGUGAAAACACCAUCGUCCCGGCCUCAGCGCCGCGAAGAGGUAUCAGAGCGAUUCUUCCGCAUUCGUCAAUGGAUGGAAAUGGCGGGUGGUUUAUCCCGAGUCGGUAUGGCAGCUGGUUUGGGUGGUAUAUACAGUAUGCUAAGAUUAUCACGCACCGCAGUCGACGGCGGAAUGCCCAACGUUCACGUCGGCGAGGAGCUCAUCACGUACUCCACCCUCGAUCCGAAGUUAUACACGCCGACUGUGUUGAAGCCGUGGAGGGGAAUUUGGGUCGGUGAUUAUAGCACCCACGGAUGCGAGUUUUUGCUCAUACACCAACCUGACGAUGAGACGAGCGCCACGGAUGAAGAACUCGGUCUUGUAAGACGAGAUUCUGAGAGUGGUGAAGAGUGGCAAGCGAGACGGACUGAAGGACGGACGUUUCAGGGACGACUGGAGGCGAUUAAAUUAACUGGUGAUCCCAACGUUCCGCGGGGAGAAAUCACCUUUGUAGCUGAUGACAUUGGGCCCGAUGGUGUCGUCGACGGUCCGCCGGUAGAUCCUUGCUUCCAGGGAAUGAGAGCGGUUCACAGCAAAGGACAUAUUGCAAAUACAGGAUUCGCCUCAGACCGAUAUAUUGAGAGUCAGCUUAUAUUCGUCAGUCACGAUCGGCUGGCGCAGCACUGGGUUGGGUUUGGACAUAUAAACUACUUUCAGAGGGUGGACAUUGAUGAGUUUCUCAAGGUGUAAUGUUGUCUGGAGAAUGGAGGUAAGAUUGUACUCAUCACAAUUAAUUUUUAUGACCAGAAUAGAAGCUCUGGCUUUAUUGUAGUACUGCAUGAUUAAACUAUGCUUGAUUCACG